This is a messenger RNA of Folsomia candida, 2467 nucleotides long. Its product is annotated as ubiquitin carboxyl-terminal hydrolase CYLD. Gene Ontology annotation, molecular function: K63-linked deubiquitinase activity; cysteine-type deubiquitinase activity. Gene Ontology annotation, biological process: protein K63-linked deubiquitination. The coding region runs from base 865 to 1902 and encodes 345 amino acids. The transcript has 7 exons. The record is from RefSeq and is a predicted model, not a curated record. NCBI's taxonomy places the organism in Eukaryota, Metazoa, Arthropoda, Collembola, Entomobryomorpha, Isotomidae. Gene Ontology annotation, cellular component: cytosol.
CCCGGGGACAAAUUAUCACCAAAUCAAUACCAUCCCGGAGUGUAUAUGUGACUUCAUCACAUUUUUUACAGUGUACUAAUAACUUAUCCUUAGUUACCGGGUUUCUUAGAAUGUCUGUAUGUACAUAGUGAUGCAACACAUUAUGUAUGUGACAAUUCAAAAAAAUAUUUACACUUCCACCUCUAUUUACAUUUCACUUACCAGUAACUUAUUCACAUAAUAUGAGUUCCAACGGAUGGGUACGAUGACAUCACAAUUUUUUUGGGCAUGGCAAAAUGCGCAGUAGUCUCAAUUUGAGACUCUCAAAUCAAGCUGCAGAGGAUUAGUGAUAAAUACAUACAUUAUGUAUGUAUUUAUCACUACUCCUCUGAUGUAUGUACAUCUUUUUGGAGAGUACUAAAUUUAUCUCAUUCAUACGCACAUACCCAUUAGCUAACGUUUAUCCAUGGUGGAUAUAUGAAUAGCUAGCGAGAAAAUUAUUUUACUGAGAUUUAAAUAAAAUUAUCCGUCAAAAACCCCUUAAAAUUUGUAAGACAUCAGUGUAAGAAUUUACUGUGGGAUCCUGAUUUUCAUUAUUUUACAGUAUUAAUUGUCAGAAAUAAGAAUAGAAGUGUCUAGUUGCGGUUUGACACUCCAUGAAACUUGGUAUUGAGCGGAAUGACUUGUAUUAAGCGGUGAUACCAAUUUGGUAUGUAUACAUUCGAUAAUAAAAUAAUACUGUGCAGUACUAAGUGAAAUAUUAACCGGUAUUAAAAUUUAUACCACGGAGUGUUAAUUUAUUACCAGAUCAUUACUACGAGAUAGAGCCACAUAUUGAUGACUGCGUGAUAUUGAUUUUUUAAGAGUGCACAUACAUACCUAGCAAUGGGGAUAAGGGGAUCUAAAGGAUGCGCAAACAGAGCGUCAAAUCAGCAUUCUUCAACAGCUAAUUCCAUUAUUAAACCUUGGACGGAACAAAAUCUUGGUCAAGUUUGCGGCCACGAAAAGGGUAUUCAAGAUCGCAUACUUCUCCCAGGGUACAGAAAGGCAGACAAUUCACGUAAUGAAACUCUUAUUAGUGGACAUGUUCAAACCAUAUUGCGGGAUGAAAUCGUGAAUCCACUUCGAAAAGACUUUUUCCUUCCGGCCGGCAAAGUUAUGAAACUUCGAAAAGAAAUGGCGGUCUUUGAUGCAAAGCUAACUUCCGAGGAAAUGGAUCCCUUAGAAUUUAUGUAUGUCUUGUUCAGUGAAGUAUUGAAUUUGGAAGAAUUUUUAUCCCUGUCAUCGGGACAAUCGGAUUACUUCCAUCAAAUCUUGGUCGCAAGGGAAGGCCGAGGCAGGACUCCGACAAUUCAGCAGAUAUUUGAAGAAUCCUUGAUUGUACAAGAGCUUAAACUAAAGGGGGUACCCAAACCCGUUUUAAUUUUGCAAAUGUCAAGGACGAAUAGUUGGAAGUCGUUUGAAUAUAUCAUCCCUAGCUUGAGGAUGGACAUAACACAUCUUCUUGAGGAGGGUCCUUCCAGUGAGAAGUUUCAAAAGGAUGGAAAAUUGAAGCAAAGCACAUUUGGAAAUACUCUUCUGGGAUCAGGAGAAAAAUCUACGGUAUUUCGGAAAACAGAAUCAAAUCGUCGAGUCACGAUGGAACUUUUUGCCGUGAUAUGUAUCGACGGGCACCACGUGACAUCAUUCGUCAAAUCUGGACCAAGUCUGCAAGCACCCUGGGUAUACUUUGACUCCAUGGGACAAACUGCGACACCCGGAAGCGAUCACAUCAUUCCAAAGAUUCGCGUACUUCCGGAAAUGGGUGUAUGGCUGACCAGGUUGGAGGAUAGUCUGGACGUGAAAAAAAUAUUGCAGGAAGAAAUAUUCUCACAAGAAUUAAAACUUUUGUUGACUGAUUCUUAUAUUUAUUUAUAUUCUUAAGGAAUUAGCCAAUAGCAACAAAAAAUAAAAUAUGCUCACAAAGGUUAACAAACAUGGCAAUAGAAGAAUAAACUUUUUCCCCAGACUUCUCCAAAAUGCAGAGGAUCACGUUUUUCUUAACCACAGCAACAUUUUUUGACUGCAUAGUGUACCUGAAUUGACGAUUUACAUACCACGUAGAAUUUUUGCUAAUUAUUAAAAAAUUAGAUUAAGUUUUGCAUAUUUUGUUUCAUUUCAGACAAGGAAUAAUUGCAGAAUCUGGGGAUAAUUCAAUUCAUACGCACAAUAAAUUUCACCAGUGCAGAGAUUUAGUACAUACUAUAGCAUAAUUUUCUUCGCGUUGCUUUCUCUACUGCUCUCUGUAUGUACAUAAUAUAACCUAAAACUAAUAGGAACCAUCAAAGCCCUCAUCAGUCUGUAUCUCCCUAGCCAAAUCGUCUAAAAGUUCUUCAACCUCAUCUUUUUCGAGGAACUGACUUAGCCCACUGACCGUAAAGUUAUCGCCAUACCCAAUACCGACCACUUCAAGACCUAUUUAUAAUUCAAUAAAUUGAUUUCAAACGAA